This is a messenger RNA of Argiope bruennichi, 3799 nucleotides long. RefSeq names its product irregular chiasm C-roughest protein-like. The transcript has 17 exons. Gene Ontology annotation, molecular function: protein binding. The coding region runs from base 404 to 3055 and encodes 883 amino acids. The record is from RefSeq and is a predicted model, not a curated record. Lineage: Eukaryota; Metazoa; Arthropoda; Arachnida; Araneae; Araneidae.
ACCUAUAUGCUUCGUGGUUUAAGUGCUCCAAGACUUGUUUUAUAAGAAAAAACAACCGAAAAAAGUAAAAUAAAAACAGCGAGAAAAACUAUCUGUGAGCAGGGAAAAAAAAGGAGAGAAGGGAGAAAAAUCAAUCGGACUUACGUUUUCUUUUUUCAAUGAACUCUUGCCGGUUUGUGGAAGACUUUCUAAUAAUACGGAUCCCCAAAUUUUAGGGGGUGGUGGAUAUUUCAUCGGGGGAAGAAGGAUUCAAACAUCACGUGUUGUUGCAACGGAUGCCCUUUGUUUCGUCAAAGGUGGAUAUGUUGAACCAAAAUGUUUUGUCUGCUGUGCUAUAACUAAAUGAGACUUCACCUUAAUGUAGUACUAUUGCUCACUCUUUAAAGGCAAUCAAAAUUUUAUUAUGGAACUUCUAUGGCUGGUGGUGCUUUUUCUUGUACAGUAUGUGUCCAAAGGAAUUUUAGCAGGCAUUCCUGGUAUAAAGCUACGAACAAUGGUAUUUGAAGAAGAAAAUCAACAGCUUCCUGAAUAUCAUGCUGUAACGGGAGGCCGGGCUGAAUUGCCCUGUAACAUCACCCAGCACUCAUCGGAGGAUAAAGUGUCUUUAGUUUUGUGGUACAAAGAAGACGCCAGAGCACCCAUUUACAGCGUUGAUGCGAGGAACAGCCCGCUCGAAAAGGCAAAGCACUUUCCCGGAGCUUCAUUAGGCUCCAGGGCAUACUUUGAGACUUUCACUAAACCCACGAUCCUCCGGAUUGAGCCCAUUCAGGAGAAAGAUGCUGGUAUUUAUAGAUGUCGAGUUGACUACAGAUGGGCCAGGACCUUUACGCACAGUAUGAUGCUCAAUGUUAUAGUUCCACCUAAAGAAACAAUCAUAUUGGAUACUGAAAACAAUGAACUGUCUGGAGUAAUUGGACCCUAUGAUGAAGGUUCUGAACUACGCCUGAGAUGUGAAUCCAUUGGAGGUUACCCUCCUCCGACAGUGACGUGGUGGAGAGGUUCGACGCUAUUGGACGACACAUUCGAAACCUUACCAGAUGGAGUUGUCAGAAAUGAUCUCGUCAUUUCUGUCCUUCAGAGGUCGGAUUUGUUGAUGGUACUCACGUGUAAUGCCAACAAUAACAACGCUACAGUAGCUGUUGCCACUUCUGUCAAGAUAAACCUCAACCUAAAACCCAUUGAAGCUCGGAUAACGUCUUUGAGACGCACGCUGUCGGCUGGACGAAGAGCCGAGCUGGAAUGCACCUCCACAGGAUCCCGUCCGGCAGCCCGGAUAUCUUGGUGGAUAGGCACCACACAACUCACCAAUACGUCCGAGAGCUUUUCUCCGGAUAGAAACAAAACCACAAGCAUCUUAAACUUGUGGCCCACAAGUGAUCACAACAACAAAUAUUUAAGUUGCAGAGCAGAAAACCCUAUGCUACCUGGACAACCUGUUGAAGAUGGGUGGACACUGAAUGUGUCUUAUAUCCCUCGAGUGAUGCUGAGUGUAAAAAUAGAUCACGGGAAGCAGCCAACAGCAAGUGAAGGCAGCGAUGUCCGCUUUCUUUGUGAGAUCAAGGCAAACCCCUGGGUCGUGGAUGUUGGAUGGUUAUCAGAAGACGGAAGAAUGAUGAAUGAACCUGAUAUUGGUGUGAUAAUCGCAAAUAAUACGCUAAUAAUCAAACGAGUGCAAAGAAAGCAUGCGGGGAAUUAUCAGUGCUAUGCAACUAAUUCUGAAGGAACAGGACACAGUGAAAAAGUGUAUCUCAAAGUAAACUAUGCUCCUGUCUGUCAGGCUGGUCAAAAAAUAGUUUACGGCGUGGCCAAAGGUGAGCCUGCCAGAGUUGACUGCAGUGUGGAUGCUGAGCCCUCGGAUGUCAGCUUCAGGUGGAAUUUUAACAAUAGCGUCGAUCAGCAUGAUAUUCUUUCUUUUACAAGUUCUGGUCCCACCAGUGCAGCAACCUACAUACCACGGACGUUGAAGGAUUUUGGAAAACUAUAUUGUUGGGCCAAGAAUAAAGUCGGCGACCAGCAGAUACCAUGCAUUUUCAACGUAAUACCUGCAGGGCCUCCUGACCAAGUUCGCAACUGUUCGGUCACGAAUUACACUUCCGAUUCCUUGCGCGUCGAGUGUGAAGAAGGCUAUGAUGGUGGACUACAACAGAAAUUUUACUUAGAGGUGUACAACGAGGCACAGGAGUACUUGGAGAAGAAUUUAACUAGACUUGAACCUAUCUUCCAUGUUCAAGAUAUAACAGCAGCUACAGAAUACAUUCUGGUUAUUUAUGCGGCUAACAUGAAAGGCAGAAGUCCAUCUGUUGUCAUCAAAGGAUCGACAGAAGCUGCGCCACGAUCAGAACAAGGUUUUUCUUCGGAGUCCAUUAACAUUAUUCUCGGUGUAAUGAUCGGUGUUGUUGCCGCAUUAGUUUUCGUUGCUGGAAUUGCAGUGUUCAUAAUAAGAAUGCGAGAGGAGGAAAGAGAAGCUGGUUCAAGGGAAGGUCCGACAAGAGAGAAGGACGAAAUUUUGUUAAAGAAAAAUUUGGUAGAUCCUGCGGAACAUGAUGGAAAAGAUCCAGAUGUCAUCCCUCCUCAAAAUUCGUACUGUGCUGAAAUGGAACAACCUGGAGGAAUUCCAAACAUGCUUUUACCUCCAAAUGAUUACAUAGGCCCUGAAGAUCGUGCCAACUACCGAAUAGAAGCUGUUCAAGAGAUGCCAUUUGACCCUGUUCCUCAGAAGAGCGCUCUAUACGAAACUGGUUAUACCGGAAGUCUUCAAAGAAAUCCAAAGCACCGUCAAGAAGCCUACAUUGAUUUUUGCCCAAAUCAACCCGUUGUCGCCCCUAACAUCUGCCAAUAUGACGCCAACGCCGUACCUUUUGCUACGUUGGACUAUCAUCGGCGACCUCCACAGGCCGUGGUGGGAGGCGUUAUGCCUCACCCUCCUGAAGUGGAAGAUGAGCGAAGAACUUUGCCAAGAGGUAGAUCCGGUAUGCACAAUCCUAACUUCCAUGGAAGCAGGGAGGUGUAUACACCCCCUCGAGGUAGAAGAACAACCAUUUCGACGCCAGUGUGAUGUGAAACGGUUUGAUCCAAAGGAUAGUUUCCAGCAAGUUUAGACAAUUCUGAUCGAUUGUCUUUUGAAAGAAGGACGUGUUUUGAAGUGUUUCCAUUCCGAAAAUUCAUAAAAUUGGGCUGACGGAGAUGGAUUUGCAUAUGAAAGACACACUACUGUGUUCAAGGCGGCAGAUUUCAGUCACUAUUGGCUUCCAGCUCUGGGUUAAUUAAUUGGGCAUAUCUUAAUGGAGGAGGAAAUACAUAAAAGAAAUGAUCCUCUUUCGGAAAUUACAGUUUUAUUCAUUAUGGAUUUCUUAUUUAGAACAGGAGAAAAGGAGCGAUCUAUUGAAUUCCUUUCUUGCAUUUUUUUUUUUUAUUUUGUGGUAGUUAUCUUACAAAGGUAUUAAUCGUAAUUGGAAUAUAGCUUUAUUACAAAGCGGUUUUUGGGUUUUAUUAAAACAUUUGGUUUUUCCGUACUGCUUGCCCUGGCAUUUAAGAAAAUAUCCUGUAAAGCGUAGACAUAAGAAAAGAAUAAAUUAAUUUUAUUUGGAAUAUGCAACAAUAGGGUGUUCCUAAAUAUUCAAUAAUUGCACAAAAAAAGAUUCAAAUAUAAAAUAAGGCAUCUUAUAUGGUAUUUGAAACAAAUUAUUGUGGUUUAUUAAUAAGUACUCGAUUGAUAUAUUUUGAAAAAAAUAUAUAUAUUAUUGAAUAAAAUCAACAGCAUCAUUUCAGAACUUUGAAGGGAAUUAUUAUUAAUUUAUUA